UUGAAUACAUAAACCUCUGAUUCAGUCAGAAGGUUUUGUAAGAAAAAGACAAUGGUGAUGAACUCUCGUAUAAUCUUUGUCGUCCUUGUGAUUUCCAUGAUCGUGAUCGUGUCCGUUGAAGCAGGCGGCUACGAAGACGUUUUAGGGUUUGUGGUCCGAACAAGAACCUCUUCUGACUGCAAAGGAUCAAUAGCGGAUUGUAUAGCCGAAGAAGAAGAGUUUGAACUCGAUUCUGAGAUCAGUAGACGCAUUUUAGCUUCCAAGAAGUAUGUAAGCUACGGUGCGAUGAGGAAGAACAAUGUUCCUUGUUCUCGACGCGGUGCGUCUUAUUACAACUGCAAACGCGGCGCUCAGGCUAACCCUUACCGCCGCGGUUGCAGCCAAAUCACGAGGUGCAGGCGUUGAAAAUUUGAGUUUUUUUUUUAACCUUUCUCACGUUCUUGUGCUGUUUUUACUUUUUGUUUUUUUUUUUCUCUGU
This is a messenger RNA of Capsella rubella, 478 nucleotides long. RefSeq names its product protein RALF-like 22. The coding region runs from base 52 to 405 and encodes 117 amino acids. NCBI's taxonomy places the organism in Eukaryota, Viridiplantae, Streptophyta, Magnoliopsida, Brassicales, Brassicaceae. The transcript has a single exon. The record is from RefSeq and is a predicted model, not a curated record.